AUGGACACCCAGCUGCGUGAGCUCAUCGCUUUUUUGCGAGACAGAAACCCUCAAGUCAGGCAAAUUGCUUUGUCAAAUCUUCUGCCUCAAACCCUGAAGGGUUCACCUCAUCGAGACAUUUUUUUUGGAGGGGUUUCAGCUGGGGGCUUACAAAAGGCAAAAGAAAGUGAUAUCAUUCGGGAUAUCAAACUUCUUUGUCGGGAUCAGCUGAAUGUCGCUCAUGAUGCUUUCCGAGCCCUGAUCAAUCUCUCGGACUCUCCGUUGCUGCUUACACCGUUAUCGGAACCGUCGUUCUUGAGCUUUAUUGUCUCGUACAUUAUAGAACCUCAGUCGAUUCUUGCAGAUCUCGCGUCGAUGCUGCUUUCAAAUCUCACAGCAUCAUCGGGCGCAUGCUCUGUUUUGCUGACUCUCAAAAUAUCCGUUAUUCCUCUUGCAAACAACAUCUUGUAUCCGACAGAAUCAAGAUGUGGAUCAUGUCCAGCCCCCGUUCCAUAUCCACAGGGUGAACCUCAACAAGUCAUGGCCCUUCCCCUCUUACUGGAUGCUUUCGUUGACGGAGCUACUGUUGGGGAAUCUGAAGAUCUGUCGAAACGAAAGCGGAAAGGAGAGCUUCAUUUUCUUGCUAGCGUUUUUGCGAAUAUGAGUAUGUCACCUACGGGCCGCAAUUUUUUUCUCUCCCCGCAACCUACCAACGUCCUCAAACCCGAAACCGAUCUAGAGUACGCCCUCGCAAAACUUGUGCCCUUCACCGAGCACAAAAACACCAUUCGCAGAGGUGGCGUCGCAUCUACGAUCAAGAACUGCUCCUUCCACGCAGCAGGCCACAAAGCAAUCCUCAGCCCUGAAUCCGCCCUAGUCUCCGUCCCCCCUUCCAAGCUCCAGUCACGUGGAAUCGACGCCCUUCCCUACUUGUUGCUCCCUCUAGCCGGACCCGAAGAAUUCGAACUCGACGACCAAGAAAAGCUCCUCGAACCACUCCAAUUCCUACCGCCCACGAAAACUCGCGAGUCCGAUCCCACUAUCCGGCUCACACACGUAGAGACCCUCCUCUUGCUAUGCCACACUCGCUGGGGACGUGAUUACCUCCGUCAACACGGCGUCUAUGAGAUCGUGCGUGCAGCGCAUAUGGCAGAGACGGUCGACAAGAUCUCUGAACAUAUUGAGAGGCUUGUGCAGCUUAUCCAUGGCGACGAACCUAAGAUCGCCGAGGCAGAGGAGUUGGAUGAGUUGGAUCAGACGGAUGUGGCUUCGCCCCCAGCACCUUCAGCUUCAGUGGAUGAGGACAAUGAAGAUUUCAAGAUUGAGGAGAUUUAA
Molecule: messenger RNA, 1314 nt
Organism: Laccaria bicolor S238N-H82
Lineage: Eukaryota; Fungi; Basidiomycota; Agaricomycetes; Agaricales; Hydnangiaceae
Exons: 8
Coding region: 1-1314 (437 amino acids)
Source: RefSeq, a predicted model, not a curated record